Larimichthys crocea (large yellow croaker) is the source of this 1744-nucleotide messenger RNA. RefSeq names its product SET and MYND domain containing 1b (gene smyd1b). Bases 139 to 1608 code for a protein of 489 amino acids. The transcript is spliced from 10 exons. The record is from RefSeq and is a predicted model, not a curated record. Gene Ontology annotation, molecular function: protein binding; histone H3K4 methyltransferase activity. Gene Ontology annotation, cellular component: nucleus. NCBI's taxonomy places the organism in Eukaryota, Metazoa, Chordata, Actinopteri, Sciaenidae.
GAACACAGGGAGCACAAAUUGGUCUAUUGGUCCACAACCACCCUAUCGCUGUAUUUAGCUCCUCUCUGCCACUGAAACACUCUUCUGUUCACCACUUACUCACCGUUCACCAGCAUCUCAGGAACCAGUGCAGCUACCAUGGAGAACGUGGCAAUAUUUGACUCACCUGGAAAGGGGAGGGGUCUGAAGGCUACCAAGGAGUUUUGGGCCGGAGAUGUGAUUUUUUCUGAGCCCAGUUUCGCAGCUGUUGUGUUUGACAGUCUAGCAGAACGUAUUUGCCACAGCUGUUUCCGAAGACAAGACAAGCUACAGAGGUGUGGCCAGUGCAAAUUUGCCCAUUACUGUGACCGAACCUGUCAGCGUGCUGGCUGGGCUGAACACAAGCAAGAAUGUGGUGCCAUCAAAACCUAUGGCAAAAUACCGAAUGAGAACAUCCGUUUGGUGGCCCGCAUCAUGUGGCGUAUUGACAAGGAGGGGUACGUGGUGUCUGACAUGCAGCUGACCACACUGGAUGAACUAGAGGACCACAUUCCUGACAUGCAAGAGGAUGAGUUGCAGGAGUUAAAAGUGGACAUCCACAACUUCCUGGACUACUGGCCUCGUACCAGCAAACAGCACACGAUUGACGUUAUCUCACAUAUUUUUGGAGUGGUUAACUGUAAUGGUUUCACUGUCAGCGACCAGAAGGGCCUUCAGGCAGUUGGAGUUGGUCUUUUCCCCAAUUUGUGUCUAGUGAAUCAUGACUGCUGGCCAAACUGCACCGUGAUCCUCAACCAUGGCAAUCAAUCGGCUGUGAAUACUAUGUUUCAUUCUCAACGGAGGAUUGAGAUUCGUUCUCUAGGUAAGAUCUCAGAGGGAGAGGAGCUGACAAUCGCAUAUGUGGACUACUUGAAUUUGUCGGAAGAGAGACAAAGACUGCUGAAAACACAAUACUUCUUUGACUGCACAUGUGAGCACUGCAAGAACCACCUCAAAGAUGACUUGAAGUUGGGGGGAACGGAAGUGGAUGGAGUCAAGCCCUCAGAGGAGGAGGUGAAAGAGACAACAGAUUACUGUUUCCAAAUGCUGGAGAAGAUGGACAAGGCUCGAUUAAAUGCCGACUACCAUGAGGUGGUAAAAAUCUGCAAGGAGUGCAUAGCGAAAACUGAGCCAAUUUUGGCUGACACUCACAUCUACCAGUUGAGGAUAUGGAGCACAUUAAGCGAGGUGCAAGCUUACCUGCAGUACUUUAACGAUGCUGCAGACUAUUCCCGCAAAAUGGUGGAUGGAUACGUGAAACUGUACCACCCCAACAAUGCAGCUCUCGGUAUGUCUGCUAUGCGAGCAGGAGUGACUCAUUGGCAAGCUGGGGAGAUAGAGGUUGGCCACGGGAUGAUCUGCAAGGCCUACGCCAUUCUCAUGGUCACCCACGGCCCAACACACCCCAUCACCAAGGACUUGGAGGCGAUGCGCAUGCAGACAGAAAUGGAGCUGAGGAUGUUCAAGCAGAAUGAGUAUGUCUACCACAGUAUGAGAGAUGCUGCUCUGAAGAACAAACCAAUGGCCAUGAUGCAUGAACCCAGAUCUAUGGAGGAGGGAAUCAAGAAUCUCUUCCACCGGAAGAAGUAAUCAAGAGGACUGCAGUCAUUCAACUAUCAAGAAACCCAUCCUAAUAACCCCCAUUACUUAAUGUUUUGAGUGUUGUGUGAGGCUACUCAUUUAGUCACUUUUUUUGUAGUUACUUUUCAUUAAAAUGUCAAACUUU